This is a messenger RNA of Ipomoea nil (Japanese morning glory), 1143 nucleotides long. RefSeq names its product dnaJ homolog subfamily B member 13-like. Gene Ontology annotation, molecular function: protein-folding chaperone binding. Bases 127 to 1143 code for a protein of 338 amino acids. Gene Ontology annotation, cellular component: cytosol. The transcript is spliced from 3 exons. The record is from RefSeq and is a predicted model, not a curated record. Lineage: Eukaryota; Viridiplantae; Streptophyta; Magnoliopsida; Solanales; Convolvulaceae.
CUCUCUCUCUGUAUAUAUACCAAUUAACAGAAACACAGAUAAAUAAACAAACCAAUACACAAACAUCUAUAUAAUAUAAUUCUCUGAGUUCAAUAUAAAGAAGCGCAAGAUAAGAGACGGAAGAAGAUGGGGGUAGAUUACUAUAAGAUAUUGCAGGUGGACAAGAAUGCAAAAGAUGAAGAUUUGAAGAAAGCUUAUAGAAAGCUGGCUAUGAAAUGGCACCCUGACAAGAACCCAACCAACAAGAAAGAAGCCGAGGCCAAAUUCAAGCAGAUCUCCGAAGCCUAUGAGGUUCUGAGUGAUCCACAGAAGAGGGCAAUCUAUGAUCAAUACGGCGAGGAAGGACUUAAAGGUGAAGUGCCGCCGCCUAACGCCGGCGGGGCUGGUGGGACGACGUUCUUCCAUACAGGGUCAGGGGAUGGGCCAAAUGUGUUUCGAUUCAACCCCAGAAAUGCUAAUGAUAUUUUCGCUGAAUUCUUUGGAUUUGGUGGGAUGGGAGGUGGGAUGAGAGGGAAUUCAAUGUUCUCCAGUUCAUUGUUUGGGGAUGAUAAUAACUUCAGUUCAUUUGGAGAUGGCAGACCGAUGAAUUCAGUGCCACGAAAAGCACCUCCAAUUGAAAGAAAGUUGCCUUGCAGCCUUGAAGAGCUUUACAAGGGAACCACUAAGAAGAUGAAAAUCUCCAGGGAGAUUGCUGAUAUGAGUGGGAAGACAUUGCCAGUAGAAGAGAUCUUAACUCUUGACAUCAAACCAGGCUGGAAGAAGGGAACAAAGAUCACAUUUGCAGAGAAAGGAAACGAGGAGCCGAAUCUCAUCCCUGCAGAUCUUGUAUUCAUAAUCGACGAAAAGCCCCAUAGCACCUUCACAAGAGAAGGGAAUGAUCUUGUUGUCACACAGAGAAUCUCUCUCGCAGAAGCUUUAACAGGCUACACUGUCCAUUUGACAACUCUAGAUGGAAGAAAACUCACCAUUCCUAUCAACUCUGUCAUUCAUCCAGGCUAUGAAGAGGUUGUCCCAAAAGAAGGGAUGCCAAUUGCCAAAGAGCCCACAAAGAGAGGCAAUUUGAGGAUCAAGUUUAACAUCAAGUUCCCAGCAAGGGUGACUCCAGAGCAGAAGUCUGGAAUCAAGAAAUUGCUUGCUUCUUGA